ACUAACGAAGUAAUAAAAACAACAGCAACAUCCUUCUUCCUCGGCCUGAUCUUCUCCCUCUUCCCCUACGACUACCCGAUCCUAUGGUCCACGACCCCGACCCCAGCCACCCACUUCGACUACUUCGAAUCCCACCUGCGAUUCCUGCACGCCUCGCCGCCCCUAAUCCCGCGGAUUCUCCACAUCGUGAUAUUCCUCGGCCUCUUGGGACUUAUCAUGAAGCUGUACAAACCCUCGGAAUCGAAUAUGUUGUUCGAUGGCGCCAGUCUCGUGCUGUAUAUGUGUGGAAUUACGGUCUAUAUUGCGAAUAUUGUGAAGGGGUUGAGGUUGGUUAGUGGUGGGGUUUAUGGGGAUGAGUUGGUCAAAGGUGGGGAGGAGGAGGUCGAGCAAGGGCAGAUUCUGGGUAGGGAGGAUAGUUUGAAGGUGUUGGCGGCGAGUAAUACUAUCUUGGCGCUGGUGUUGGCCGGGCAGUGGUAUGCGGAGAGGAAGGAGGCGCAGGAGGUGGAGAGUUUUGCUUCUUCGAGUUCGAAGGGGAAGAAGGAGGAGGGGAGUGAGGGGGGGAAGAAGAAGAAGAAUUGA
This is a messenger RNA of Aspergillus niger, 579 nucleotides long. RefSeq lists its product as uncharacterized. Gene Ontology annotation, biological process: endoplasmic reticulum to Golgi vesicle-mediated transport. The annotation marks the transcript as partial. Lineage: Eukaryota; Fungi; Ascomycota; Eurotiomycetes; Eurotiales; Aspergillaceae. The transcript is spliced from 2 exons. Gene Ontology annotation, cellular component: endoplasmic reticulum membrane. The record is from RefSeq and is a predicted model, not a curated record.